Molecule: messenger RNA, 1296 nt
Organism: Arachis ipaensis
Lineage: Eukaryota; Viridiplantae; Streptophyta; Magnoliopsida; Fabales; Fabaceae
Source: RefSeq, a predicted model, not a curated record
UCUCCCUUUCUUUCCUUCAGUCAGAGAAAUCACCCAACCCAACCACAAAACCCUAGCACUGUAAGCCUACACCACCGCCACAAGGAGUGGCAUACUGCCGCCGUCCGUCGCACUCAAAGUUCGCCAUCCGUCAUCUAGCUUCCCUCGUGCUCCAAAUCUUCAACCCCUGUUCGCUGUCACCGAUCGCGGUUGCUUCCUCGAGCUCGGCGUCCGUCGUCUUUGUCUGCUCAGCCGCGCUUCCGUCGCCGUUUGUUUGCCGUUCACGUUCGCGUCUUCGUUCGCGUUCUUCGCCAUUCGCGUUCGCUCGGUGUUCACCGUUCGCGUUCACUCGGUGUUCACCGUUCGCGUUCACUCGCUGUUCACCGUUCGAGUUCGCGUUCGUCUGGAAGCCACGUUGCUCUGCUUCAAACUCUGCCACCAACCCGCGCGCUCCACUCAGCCGUCGAGCUGCUCUCUUUUGUCCCCGCCGGCCCAGCUUAAGAGCCAACAUGACACAUCACAACGCAAGAGAGUAACCAUUAAUCAUCCCGGUAUACUUGAAGAGGAUUCAUCUGAAACUAUUUUCUUCUCUUCCUCUGAGCUCAUCCUUCAACAAUGGCGACCGUGAUGCAGAAAAUAAAGGAUAUCGAAGAUGAGAUGGCAAGAACGCAAAAGAACAAGGCUACUGCUCAUCAUUUGGGCUUGCUGAAGGCUAAACUGGCAAAGCUGCGGAGGGAACUCCUUACUCCUUCAUCAAAAGGUGCUGGAGGUGCUGGUGAAGGUUUUGAUGUUACUAAAAGUGGUGAUUCAAGAGUUGGUCUUGUGGGUUUCCCUUCAGUUGGCAAAUCUACUCUACUGAAUAAAUUGACUGGGACAUUUUCAGAGGUUGCUUCCUACGAGUUUACAACCUUAACUUGCAUCCCUGGCGUGAUCACGUAUCGUGGAGCUAAAAUUCAGUUGCUGGAUCUCCCUGGAAUUAUUGAGGGUGCUAAAGAUGGAAAGGGUAGAGGAAGACAGGUUAUCAGUACUGCAAGGACUUGCAAUUGUAUUUUAAUUGUUCUAGAUGUUAUCGAGGGAAGUAGAGUAUACAUGCCUUGCAUCUAUGUUGUGAACAAGAUUGAUCAGAUCACACUUGAGGAAUUAGAGAUAUUGGAUAAGCUACCUCAUUACUGCCCAAUCAGUGCACACCUAAACAACAACACCAACCUCAAAGUUGGCUGCUUCUACAAUGUGCCAUGUCGUGUUCAGUUGGUUGAUGUCUGCAUCGUGAUUAUCGGUGCUCGUUAUAAUCUUGAAGUAAGUCGUAAAUUUGAUUAG